This is a messenger RNA of Striga asiatica, 3025 nucleotides long. NCBI's taxonomy places the organism in Eukaryota, Viridiplantae, Streptophyta, Magnoliopsida, Lamiales, Orobanchaceae. The record is from the annotation of a GenBank genome assembly.
CUCCUUCCCAUCACUGUCCACCUAAUUGAGCUGCUGAGAGAGUAAAGGAAAAAACAAAAAACCCUAUAUUCAUUUUAGGGUUUUAUUUUUUAUUUUUGAAAGAAUCAUUUUGAGAAGCAAAGAAAGAAAUGGAGGUCUCUGAAUGAGAAAAAAGGAGAAUAGUUAUUUUGCAAGUUAUUUUUCUUCAGCCUAAGCAGCCCUAAACCAGAGCAAGAAGGAAUCAUCAUUAAUGGGGCCGUCUAACGGCAAUUGCGAAAUAGUCGAGGUGAAAUACGAGCCGAGCAGAGAGCAGAAGCCUCCCCUCGUAAAACAACCGUACAGCAAAUAUUUAAGAGAAGACAUCAACAAGCUUUUCGAGUCCGUCAAUCUUCGGGCUUCCAAAAGCCUCAAUCUCACGGUGGACUGGCCCAAAAACGCAUCCAAGAAGCCCAUCAAGCCCGUGGGCUCUCAUUCUCCGGGCCCUGGAUUUUCCGAGCCCGUCUCACUAAAACAAGCCCUGAGGGGAAUGUGCAUUUCCCAGGCGGCAGAGAUGGCUGCCGUCAAGCGGCUAUCAAUGCCGGCUUCUCCUAGGGUUUCGGAAGCUCGAAAAUCGACAAACUUGUGUGGGCCCGGAGCUGAGAGUGCUCCGAGUUCUUCCGGAAGGUUAGCUAUGGCCAAUCAGAGUCUUGAAUGUGUAUCUCGUGUGGAAGGAGAAAAUGGUCCGGGUUUUCAAGAGCCUAAUCAGAGUUCAUGUUCUUUGACUGCAGUUGUAGUGAAUAAUAAGGAGAAGAAAAAAAGGCCGAAAGCUGUGAAUGAUACAGAUACUAGUAAUAACAUGUCGAAUAAGGUAAAUGGCCCGAGUAAAACUGUGAACAAGGCGCCACCUAAGGUAAAACGGAAACCGAUGUUACAGAGUACACCCUCGUCUAGUUCAGCGAAAAGCAAUAAAGAUACGAAGUCAACUCGAACCACUUCACGCACGGUCAAACCCGUCGUGAAAAACAAGACCCUCGUUGUAAAAAAACCAAAUAAAGUAACAAUAUCCACCGGUAAAAAUCCAGAAAAACCGCACGAGGAAAAAAGCAAGAGCCCGAGCCAAAAUCCCACACCGUUAAUCUGCCAAAAAUGCCAGUGUUCUAUGGAGAACACAAGUAAAGAGCCCACCAAGGAUUUAUCUCAAAGCUCGAAAAGCAGCAUUGGCGAUUUUAGCAGCAGCACAACAAGCGUCAGUGAAGACAACAGCCUAAACGGGAUCACGUGCUGUAGGCCACAUAUGUUAAAGGACACGAAAUGGGAAUCAAUUAACCGAAUAAGAAAGCAAGAUGGUUUCUUGGGGCUGAGUCAUUUUAACCUGCUCAGAAAGCUUGGCUCGGGGGAUAUAGGUACUGUGUAUUUGGCUGAGCUGAUUAGCACAAACUGCAUUUUUGCUAUUAAAGUUAUGGAUAACGAAUUCUUAGCGAAAAGGAAAAAGACAGGGAGGGCUCAGACAGAGAGGGAGAUUCUUAGAAUGCUCGACCACCCUUUUUUGCCUGCGCUUUAUGCGCAAUUUACUUCAGACAAUUUAUCGUGCUUGGUUAUGGAGUUCUGUCCGGGUGGAGAUUUGCAUGUCCUCAGGCAGAAGCAGCCUGGGAGAUAUUUUCAUGAACAGGCUGCAAGAUUCUAUGUAGCCGAGGUCCUUCUCGCCCUCGAGUACCUUCACAUGCUCGGCAUAAUCUACCGAGACCUCAAGCCCGAAAACAUCCUCGUCCGUGAAGACGGCCACAUCAUGCUCACGGAUUUCGACCUCUCCCUACAAUGCUCGGUCAACCCAACCCUCGUCAGGUCAACCGGUCCAUCCCUCGACCCACCCCGCAUCUCGGGCCCGUGCGCGGGCUCCAACUGCAUCGACCCCUUCUGCGCCGGGCCCUCGUGCCAACUCUCUUGCUUCGGCCCGAAAAUUCUACCCGGCGCUGCCCGGGCCCGUAAGCUGCAGGCUGAAGCCCACGCACGGGCCCGUUCCCUUCCUCAGCUCGUGGUCGAGCCCAACAAGGCCCGGUCCAACUCAUUCGUGGGGACCCACGAGUACUUGGCUCCCGAGAUCAUCAAGGGCGAGGGGCACGGGAGUUCGGUCGAUUGGUGGACGUUUGGGGUUUUACUGUACGAGCUUCUGUACGGAAGGACGCCGUUCAAGGGGUCGUGCAAUGAGGAGACUCUGGCAAAUGUGGUGUUGAAGGGCCUGAGGUUCCCGGAAAGCCCGAUGGUGAGCUUCCAGGCCCGGGAUCUGAUCCGCGGGCUUCUGGUGAAGGAGCCCGAGAACAGGCUGGGGACUGAAACUGGGGCUGCUGAGAUUAAGAAGCACCCGUUUUUCGAGGGGCUGAACUGGGCUUUGAUCCGGUGUGGGGCACCGCCUCAGGUGCCGGAGUUCUGUGACAACAAGUAUUUGGAAUUCGAGUUGUUCUGAGGGGUUAAUAAGCUUUUUUUGCAACAGAAUUGAGACUUGGUGUUGUUCACUACCAUGAAAGCGGUGUUUUCUCUGUGCUUUAAGCUCACAGCUGUAUGAACAUCGUUUCAUGCUCCGGCUGGUUCAUUACCGGCCCGAGUUUAGUGUCGAGUUCUAGAUCAAUUCUGGCAAUAAUCUUACAGCUUUUCUGACCUUAUUGAAGUACUGAGGUUGUUAGGGAAAACAAUAGUUAUGAUAAAAUAAUUGUCCCAAGGGAAUGCCAUGAUAUUUGUGAUCAUUGGGCAUGAGUCAUGAUGGAUUCAUGGCUUUUCUGUUUGUUUGAUCGGCAGAAUCAUGUAUAAAAGAUAGGUGAUAAUACGAGUGCAUGAAUGCCUCAACAGAAUUUUUUAAAAGGUCGUUAAAAAUUGGUGAUGAUUAUGCCCAAAAACUUAGGUUGGUCUAAAUUUGUGAUUAAGAUGCAAAAAUUAAUGCAACUUUGCCUAAGUUUUAGUUUUGCUUGUUAAAGCUUGAAAACAGGAGUAACUACAUGAUUUUACUAAAAAAAAAAAAGGUUAAGCCAUGAGUGUAUUCAACCUAAAAACACUAAUCAAAAAAUUAAAUUUAAUU